Chaetomium strumarium is the source of this 2750-nucleotide messenger RNA. Its product is annotated as heterokaryon incompatibility protein-domain-containing protein. The record is from RefSeq and is a predicted model, not a curated record. The transcript is spliced from 2 exons. NCBI's taxonomy places the organism in Eukaryota, Fungi, Ascomycota, Sordariomycetes, Sordariales, Chaetomiaceae. The coding region runs from base 211 to 2661 and encodes 816 amino acids.
GGAUUUUCUUGAACCUUUUUAGCUUUCUCGGUCGGCAUGGCUCGUUGGCACAAGUUAGAUUGCACGACACCGGACGUCGUAGUGGACGAUGCCACAGGGAUUCCGUCAUGCAAAGCAUGCGGCAGUGCUCCGGACCUUGACGAGGUUAUCCGCCAAUAAUCAUACAAGAGCUCCGUCCCCGCGCCGCCCCCCGAUGAGCCUCUUGGUCAGAUGAACCUCUGGUGGCCGCGGUCAGUGCCGUACUUCAACAACAACAACACCAAAACGCCUUCCGAGUCCGACCCUCAACCUGACUUCUCGUUGUCCACAGUCACAGGUCCAGCUCCCAACCGGCCCUUUGAGCCAUCUCCUGUCUACCCGACCCAGCUAAACCCCGACGAGAUCCGCCUCGCAUGUUUCCAAACCACCACAGGAUACCCGCCGUCCCCUGGCAGGCCGGUACACCUCACGCUGGAGACAUACUUGAUCUCCAACUGCCCGCCAUACGAGACAGUUUCCUACUGCUGGGCCGGCGAGGACGGCAAUGACGCCCGCACCCGGCCCGUCUAUAUCGGGCCCUACUGGGAUGUAAUGGUACAUACCCAGAAUUGCUGGGACCUGCUACGGUUUGUGAGACCGGCCAGAGGGUUGCGGCUGGUUUGGGUCGAUGCUGUUUGUAUCAAUCAGGGGUGUGACGAGGAGAGAGCUGCACAGGUAGCUCAGAUGGGAAGAAUCUACACCAUCUGCAUGCAGGUUCUCGUCUACCUCGGUCCCGAGGUCGCGCCGCUGCUGCCGACAGGGCAAUAUCCCCGCCGCGCCAGGCUGCAAGACCUGAGACUGAUGAGAGCAGGCAGGUGGAGCGGCGUGACGGAUGUUCCAGUUCCCGGAGGAGUAAAGGAGUUGUUGCAGAGGCGAUACUUUAGUCGGCUCUGGGUGGUCCAGGAGCUCAUCCUCUCCCCUCGCGUGGUGAUACGCACCGGGGACGUGGACUUCCACUCAGACGGCGCGACCAGUGGUAAGCUUUGGAGCGGAGAGCUGGGCGACCCUGCUCACUGGGUCCAAUACACCUUCAAAGCGGCUCCGCUGGAGUUGGACCUCCACCAGGUGAUGCGCCUGACCUUCUCGGCCGGCUGCGCAGACCCGCGAGACCGCGUCUUCGGCGUCUUGGGCAUCAUAUCUGGAGACUCUCCGCACUUAGCGCCAGAUUACUCGCUUUCGGUGCAGCAUGUGUUUAUCGACCUUUAUUCACACCUUAUAGCCGCCAGAGGUAUGGGCCGCCUCCUCGUGCUUCAUCCCGGAGUAUCGGGUGAUUCGGGUCCCGCCUCGACGCCCUCGUGGGUUCCUGGAUGGGCAUCGUGGGAGAGAUGGCAAGCCGUCUUUGACCGCCCACCGGAACUGGGUGCCUCCGACCGGGAUGUCAUCUUUAAGACAUCCUCGGCUAUACAGCAAUAUGACCCGACUAUCGAUCGUGGAGCAGCCACCAUCACCUUCCUCAGGCUUCCGGUGCGCUACCGCUGGGCAAACCUCUCGCGCCGGGGGGCGCCGUUCGGGGUGGAUUCCGCAACAGGUACCCUUCGAGCUUCAAUGGUCCGCCUGGCGGUCCUGGACCAUGUUCCGAGACUUGUGAGUCAACUAAAGGAUGCUUCUCUCAUGCUUUUCGAGCUUCCGUGUGGGAAACACCACGUCUAUCUUGUCUCCAGGCAUCGGCUCGAUACUGUCGUGGAGCCCGGAAACGAUCGACUGUACCUCUUCGCUCUCAAUGAAAAGGAUCGAGCACCUGGAUUCUGCAUUCUUAGAAAGGAUGCAGGCUAUAAAUAUGGUGAUGCCGUCCGGGUUGUCGCCACCUGCGAAGUUGCAUUUUUUCGACUCCUAAACCCGCCUAAGCCGCCUACGCCGCCUUCUGAUAUGAACCAUUUGGGCAUGUCGGGCAAUGGGAUCCAUAUUCGCCGUCCCGAGGAGAUCGACGCGAUUCCGUUGCCCGAGCACAGACCUUGGCGAGAUAACCUUUUGGAUAAUGUCUGUGAGGAGCGGGAGGAUCCUCUGGAUAUGACAUAUCCACCUCUGAAACGAGCAGUGAUUGGAGAUCUCUACUGGACUGUGGACGAAGUCAUCGAAUCCGUUCAGUCUUGGCUUGACUCCGCGCUCGAUGCAAACGAACAGCUCCUCUUUCUCCCACGACUCAACACGAAGCGCAGAGAUUUCCUGCCCGUUUACACAGCUGUCAUGAUGUACAGAAACAGGGAUUCCUUCGAUGAAAGGAAUGGUGUCUGGGAUAUAUACCAACAGUAUGCGACAGACGUGUUGGGCGCGGAGCAUGGGUUUGAUAGCAGAUUGAUCUUCGUUCUGACAGCGCCGUUUGAGGCCUUCCACGACUUCUAUAAAGAUCAUCCCGACACGUUGCGAUGGCUGACAUGGGGACGGAUAGAGCAGGAUCCAGCUACUGUGCAGGUGGUGUUCAAUAAGGGGACCAUAAUGGGGAUAUUAGAGACAUCUAGCGCCGGAUGCCGCCACAUGCUCUCGAUGACAGCUGACAAGGUCGGAGAGUCUGUUUAUGAUGAACUGCUAUUCAGCACCUCCGCUUCCGCCGAUCGUCCGGAGAAGGUGCCAAAUGGAUGGAUCGGUCAGACCCUGAUAGAGGAGUGCGGAUGCGACGGAUCAGUCGAGCUUGUCAAUAUUCCUUAGCGUGGAGGUUUGUCUGAGUGUUUUCUAAUAGAAGGUCAGAAAGUCAAAGCUUCAAUUAGCACAGAAUCGGGGAGGAAGGACACCCUAUG